Messenger RNA from Suillus subalutaceus, 1968 nucleotides. RefSeq lists its product as uncharacterized. Lineage: Eukaryota; Fungi; Basidiomycota; Agaricomycetes; Boletales; Suillaceae. Bases 40 to 1935 code for a protein of 631 amino acids. The record is from RefSeq and is a predicted model, not a curated record. The transcript has 13 exons.
CUCAGGUCGACAUUAACUCGGAACGUUGGACGACCAAACAUGUUGAACGCGAGGCUGAUUCUAAGGCUCUUGAAACGUCUGUGCCAAGUGUUGGCAACACUCAUAACUUCAUCUGCCCAAAGAUUGCGAAUCCUCGUGAUUUACUUUCGACACUUUGUGGCCAAGUUGAACUUGAAGAUUCGUGGUUUUUCCAGGCACAAUACUAACUCGACGAAAUCCUCUCCUGCAGACUGUUGUACUGUGCCGACCAGCACUUCCGGUGUGCGAUGUCCCCCCGUCAACUUACCAUUGCCGCUUCACAACCAGCAAAUAACUUCAGCAAGUCCAGCAAGCAGCACGCAAAAUGCGUUGUUGUCUUCGGUGCCAAUGCCUGUACCAUGCAUUCCCCAGCAACCCAUUCCGCCUCAGACGUCUUCGCCUCUACAAGUUCCUAACGCAAAUCCUUCUAGUGCUACAGCCACCACUCCCAUGCUUGUGCCAUUUGCUGCGAAUGACAUUUCGCGAUACGAUAAUCGUCCUUUUGUAGACACAGCUAAAAAGCGCGAUGUAAUUCCAGCACUCAUGAGACAGUUCCCCAACGAAUCAUGUCCGUGGCUGAGCGGUGAUUGGAAGUCAUGUGUACACCCGGAAGGCGUACUGUAUUUGUACAACGAACGCCGGAGUGUAUUCACAGAAGCAACCAUGGAUCGCAGCAUGUUCGAGUUGCUCGACAAAUGCGUAGAUGAGUUAAAUGAACUAGCGAAAACAAAAUCAGUGGAUCUCGGAGCUGAUGAUAUUGAGCUCGUCGUGCAACUAGCGCAGACUGAAACCGGAGAUGCACAAGUGUUUUGUUAUUAUUAUUUCAUCGACCACAAAGCUCGAACACUCUUUUGGCUACACGAUUACAAUCAAGCGACAGAUGAUAUUUUUAGUGGGCUCCGAGGCGUCGCCGAUCCGAGCCAUAUCGGAUAUUCCCUGGAGGCUGAGUACUGGACGCACUGCGAAUCCUACCCGGACCACCAGAUGGAUAGACCGAAGAUCAUCAAGGAACUAAGGGAGCUUGUCAUGCAUGCAAGUGCAGAGAUCAUCACUUCAGACACGUCCUUGUCGCCUUUUGAUGGAGAUGAACUCUCCAAAAUCUUGGAGUUGAUAAACCAUCUCAAAGAGAAUGAUCUAGACAAUGACCCACAUUCCACUUGUGUUAUUGCGAGAUUCAUGCAUUACUUUUAUAGAGCCAAGUUCUUCAACUUCUGCGGUCUACCUUACGCUCGUCUUGAAGCCGAUAAAUCGGUGUACGAGGAAGAUCAAAACUUUCACCCACUAACCAGUAGUGUUUCUUUUGCUCUCGACGCCAUGCUUUUUUGGGCUCCUCAAUCACACUUGGAAGAUCUUCAAAAAGUGUGGGUGGAUGAAUGCAUCAAUACGCCGCGGUGGAAAGACUUCAACAAAAACCUCAUGACAGAAUGGACUGGGAUCACAAUCUACUCCACUGUCAUGUUAGCAGUAGACGUAAGUUUCCUUGCAGUGCCGAAUGUGAAUAUUAGCCAGUCGCAGUCGAUCGGGAUUAUCGUCACCUAUCUCUCCAUCAUCUUCAUCACUGGCUCCUUGAUCGUCUCAGUCCUGCUGGUGCGACAGAACCAAAGAUAUGGUUUUGAACCAGCGGACAAAGCAACGCAUUUUCUGUCUCAUAUGACGGGGACAUUUUUCGGAAUGAGAGCCCUUGCCACGGUUCACGGUCUUCCCUACGCAAUGCUUAUGUGGGGGAUGAUAUACUUUGCAAUCGCCAUUCUGUACAAUGUGUUCAAGUUUACGACAGUGCCCAUGCUGGCAUCAGUUGUCAGCGGGUGCGUGAUCAUUACCAUGUUCAUUUUUUGGUUCAUCUGGGCAGCAAGAGAGUUCCGUCUUUUCCCGCGACUGGCAAAGUCCAUUUUCCCCUCAGUACUAGCGAGACCUUAGUGCAGACUUCCAGAUUUUUAUAUAUGCAAUGGC